This is a messenger RNA of Lingula anatina, 2823 nucleotides long. RefSeq names its product sodium-independent sulfate anion transporter-like. Gene Ontology annotation, molecular function: secondary active sulfate transmembrane transporter activity. Gene Ontology annotation, biological process: sulfate transmembrane transport. NCBI's taxonomy places the organism in Eukaryota, Metazoa, Brachiopoda, Lingulata, Lingulida, Lingulidae. The record is from RefSeq and is a predicted model, not a curated record. Gene Ontology annotation, cellular component: membrane.
GCAGGUGCUGUAGCCUGUUGACGUUGUGGAGUAGGAGGCUGUCAGACACCGGUGUUUUGUGUGGACCCAGUUCUUAUUAGUGCUCCGAGAUGACUUGCAUCAUGCUACAUUGGUGACCUGGUACAGGCCUACUUGUUCCUGGCAGGUGGUGACAGAGGGAGCUCCCAGUGGGAAGGUUGUACAAAGAAUUCACAAGUUAUCAGUAGCAGGGGUCCAGCCUGAGGGACAAGUCGUCACCAGGGGCCAGAAACACGUUUGACCAUUUAUAUUGACGAGGCAACAUACCACUUGCAUUCUGGCGUGUUUCUUUUGGGAAUUUUGCUUUUCUUGGGGGACAUAAACAACUGUCUUUUGCCCAAUUAAUUAUCAGUGUAAUCAGUUUUGAAACUGGUUCACUUAUUAACUUUUACACAGUGGUUGAGCAGACUGGAAUGAAAUGGAUGCUACUAAGAAAUACUGCAAGGAAGCUUUUUCUGUGAAGACUUUAAAGAGAAGAUUUCCCAUCAUAACAUGGUUACCAAAAUAUAGGCUGAAACAUUUGCAAGGAGAUGUCAUUGCAGGUCUCACAGUGGGUUUGACAGUACUACCACAGGGACUAGCCUAUGCACAAAUUGCUGAGCUUCCACCACAGUAUGGGUUAUACUCUGCCUUCAUGGGUUGUUUUGUGUACACGUUUCUGGGAACAUCGAAAGACAUUACUAUGGGACCAACCGCCAUCAUGUCUCUUAUGACAGCAGAUUUUGGACAGACUGAAUGGCUUCCACACAAUGCCACCAAUGCCAUCAUAUUAACAUUCUUUGCUGGGAUAAUCCAGAUGAUUAUGGGAUUCUUACAUUUAGGUUUUAUCGUCCAGUUUAUAUCCUUCCCAGUGAUCAAUGGAUUUACGUCAGCGGCAUCCAUUACCAUUGCAUUUGGUCAGCUCAAGAACUUACUAGGCCUCAAAGGCAUUCCUCGAGAUUUUUUACAUAUGGUUUAUGAAACAUUCCGGAAAAUUCCAGAGACCAAUAUAUGGGACCUUGUAAUGGGCCUCUGCAGUAUGGUGAUACUUGUGAUCCUUAAGUUUAUAAAAGACCUUAAAUAUGAUGAUGAAGAAGGGGUCGUACUCCCAAUGAGCACCAAAGUGUCCAGGAAGAUUUUAUGGCUGGUUGGCACAGCCCGCAAUGCAGUUGUGGUGGUGGCUGCGGCUGGCAUAGCUGCAGCUCUCCUAGCUAAAGACAUAGAUGUCCUAAGUCUGACUGGAAAUAUCCAGGAGGGCCUUCCCCCAUUUAAAUUGCCCAAUUUUACCCUGCAAAUUAGUCCCAAUGAAACUAUAGGAACUGGUCAGUUAUUUCAGAAUAUUGGAGCAGGAUUUGCAAUUAUUCCUCUGAUUGGGCUAUUGGAGACCAUAGCAAUAGGAAAAGCCUUUGCAAGAAAAAAUGACUACUCUAUUGAGCCAAAUCAAGAAUUGAUUGCCAUGGGUGCCGCCAACUUUUUGAGCUCGUUUGUUAGCUCCUAUCCAAUAACUGGGAGUUUUUCAAGAACUGCCGUGAACUCUGCUAGUGGGGUACGAACACCUGCUGGUGGUAUCUUUACAGGUCUUUUGGUGGUGCUUGCCCUCGCCCUCCUUACCCCGUUGUUUUACUACAUUCCUGAUGCUGCCCUUGCUGCAGUCAUCAUCACUGCUGUCUUAGACAUGUUUGAUUGGAAGAUCUACUUGACUUUAUGGAGAGUUAAAAAGCUAGACAUCAUUCCCCUGUUUUCCACUUUUAUCAUGUCCUUUAUCCUGGGAAUAGAGUAUGGUAUCCUAAUUGGCAUUGGUCUGUCCUUGAUGAUUGUCCUGUACCCCAUGGCAAGGCCACACGUCAAGAUGGGUAGUAAAGACAUCAUGUUGGUGCAGCCAGACCAAGGCUUGAAGUUCCCUGGUGUAGAAUAUGUAAGAGAUAAGAUAUAUACCAGAGCACUUAUAGGUGAAACCCCAAGAAGUGUUGUAUUUGAUUUCACUCAUGUAUCUGGAGUAGAUUAUACAACAGUGCAGUUGGUGGAAAGAUUAUAUGAAGACUGUAAAAAGCACAAGGUGCAGAUAGCAUUUGCAGGCAUGAGGCCGGAGAUACUUGAAAUUGUAGAAAGUGCAAAAAUCCCUGAAUUCGCACAUUUCCACACCAUAGAGGAGGCUGAGCAGGCUCUGAGUGAAGAAAAAAAGCCUCUGUUGGCUCGAGCACAUAGUUCUAAUGCUACAGAUGAAAGGAGUGCAACACCAUCUAGAUAUAUGUCAAUAAAUAGAGACAUUGGAUCGGUUGGACCUCAUGUGAUUGAGAUUCCUGAACAAAUGAAUGGCAUUGACAAGUCUGCUACCUCCAUCUCCCCUCUUGUGUAGGAAGAAGAAACAUCAAAGAAACUGGGUCAAAACUGUGCUUUUUUUGUGUUCAGCAGAAUGCAUACACUGUAAGACAAUUUUCAAAUGACUGGUGCUUGGGCUAUAGAUGUUGAUGCACACUUGGAGAACCACUAAAGAGAUCCAUAAGAUCACUGAUGAAAAAAUAUUUUAUCAUUACUGAAAAUAGAUUAUGGAGACAAGUUCUAAAAACUAAUGUACUCUGUGUACAAAGUGAGCACAUGCACUCUCUGAGCUAUGACAGUUGUAAGAGGGCCAAAUAAAGGCUCCAAUAAACAUUUUAUUAUUAUUAUUAUUUUAAUGAAAGGCAAUGUACACCAGUUAUCAAAGACUCUGAUAUCAAAACAUGCAAUCGCUUCAGGACCAUUUGCUAGUGUGCAGUUCUCCGUGUGAGAGGCAUGUGCUGUAAUGUGUUUGACAGGCAAAAGUGUGGAUUAUAUUGGUUUAUAACU